Messenger RNA from Harpia harpyja (harpy eagle), 6662 nucleotides. It is a transcript of the gene SLC35A3, whose product is annotated as solute carrier family 35 member A3. The record is from RefSeq and is a predicted model, not a curated record. The coding region runs from base 636 to 1616 and encodes 326 amino acids. The transcript is spliced from 8 exons. Lineage: Eukaryota; Metazoa; Chordata; Aves; Accipitriformes; Accipitridae. Gene Ontology annotation, molecular function: UDP-galactose transmembrane transporter activity. Gene Ontology annotation, cellular component: Golgi membrane. Gene Ontology annotation, biological process: pyrimidine nucleotide-sugar transmembrane transport.
GAGAUACUGAGAGAAAUGUCUGUAAACGGAGUGGCCUGGGGAAGAGGGAGGGGGGACGUGAAGGCGAAGUUAGUGUGGGGAAGCAGCUAUGUGUGAAGUUGGGAAGGGACACGGACCUGGUCAGCAGCUAUGUCGUUGCUGCUAAGGUUGUGGCUCACUUGCUGGUUUUCUUCUCGGUGUAGGUGCGGCUGGUGCUCUGCUGAGAAGGUGCUCGCUAUGCUUGAUGUAAUGCUGUAUGUGAAGUUAACAGAAACGCACACUUUAUUUUCAUGGCAUCACGAUUUCAUACUGGGUUUUUGAAAUGCGAAAUGGUCUAGCAGUACAAAGGUUAUGGAUUAAGUCAGAAAACCAGAAGAUGCAGGAUAAUGAAUGUAAUAGGAUAAUACAUAUUAUGGAAUAGGCUGGAAGGUAACAGAUAAACACCAAAAAGUACUCCAAGUUGUUUCAUUUUAUUGAAUUCUGUAAACUAUUUUAAAGCAGGGUGAGGAAGACUUGAAUACAGGAGAAGAGACUUUUAAGGAACGAUUGGGUGGAGAAGACUGAGACUGCUUUCUGCAAUGGAGGGAUGUGUUAUUUGAGACACAAAGAACAUGCACAACAAACCUUUCUAAAACUGAGAAGAAAAAAGUCAAGAAAUGUCUACCAAUUUAAAAUACCUUUCCUUGGGCAUCCUGGUUUUUCAGACCACAAGUUUAGUCUUGACUAUGCGUUAUUCUCGGACACUGAAAGAAGAAGGACCUCGUUACUUAUCCUCUACUGCAGUAGUUAUUGCUGAACUUCUGAAGAUUUUGGCCUGUGUUCUGUUGGUCUACAAAGACAGCAAGUGCAAUUUACGGACUCUGAACAGAGUGCUACAUGAUGAAAUCCUUAAUAAACCCAUGGAAACUCUUAAACUUGCUAUUCCUUCAGGAAUUUAUACUCUUCAGAAUAACUUGCUGUAUGUAGCAUUGUCAAACCUAGAUGCAGCCACAUACCAGGUUACAUAUCAACUGAAAAUUCUUACCACAGCAUUGUUUUCUGUGUCCAUGUUGAGCAAGAAAUUGGGUGUAUACCAGUGGCUUUCAUUAGUAAUAUUGAUGACAGGAGUGGCAUUUGUGCAGUGGCCUUCAGACUCUCAAGCAACAGCUGCUAAGGAACAUUCAGCAGGAUCUCAGUUUGUAGGCCUGAUCGCAGUUCUUAUAGCAUGCUUUUCUAGUGGAUUUGCUGGGGUUUAUUUUGAGAAAAUUUUAAAGGAAACUAAGCAGUCUGUGUGGAUCAGAAAUAUUCAGCUUGGAUUUUUUGGUAGCAUAUUUGGACUGAUGGGUGUAUACAUUUAUGAUGGAGAACAGCUGUCAAAGAAUGGAUUUUUUCAAGGAUACAAUAAACUUACUUGGAUAGUUGUUGUUCUACAGGCACUUGGAGGGCUGGUGAUUGCUGCUGUUAUAAAAUAUGCGGACAACAUUUUAAAGGGAUUUGCAACUUCGCUCUCUAUUAUACUGUCAACAUUGAUCUCCUAUUUCUGGCUGCAAGAUUUUGUCCCUACAAGUGUCUUUUUCUUCGGAGCCGUCCUUGUAAUAGCAGCUACUUUCCUAUACGGUUAUGAUCCCAAACCUGCAGGAAAUCCCAUUAAGGCAUAGCAGACUUCCUCAUCAACCUGCUUCUCAAGAUCAUGCACUGGGGGCCUUGCUAACAAUGGCAUGUGGAAAGUGUCAUUGUGCACUGCAGGCAAAGGAUUACUACCCUGAAUCUACUGAAAAAAUGUUUAUGACUAGUUUUGAACAGCCAGAGGGGUGAAUGAUGAUACUGUCUGUAACUAGUGAGAAAAAAAAUGGCAGGGGAAUGCCCAGUGCAACUUGCUAAUAAAAACUUGAAAGGAACAAAAAGUUCCCAAGAAACUGCAAUUAGGAAUGUUUACAGCUUUGACUGGGAUUGCAUUAAAAGAAUUUACUGUAUUGACUGCUGCAGAAAUAUGUCCUAUGCACUCUUUGAAAGAGCACAUGACAACAUUGUCAGAUUGUAUGUUUUUGCAAUUUGACUAUAUUUAAUCUUAGUAAAUAUGUUUUUAACUGUUUCUCUAUUUACAUGAAAUCAGCUGAAUAUACAUCAUAGUUCUAAGGUGAUGGUUCUAAUUAGGUAUUCCUUAUUAAAACUGUGAAGAUUGAAGUAUGAUUGAAAGACUUUCACAAUAGCAAAUAUUUUUAUAUUUUUAGAAGGCCAAUUUAAUAACAGAAAUCUGUUAUUAAAUUAUAAUAUUAUAAUUCUGUUGCUUAUAUAAAACUAUUGUAAGAAUGUUAACAUUCUCACUUAAGUACACGAAGGGAGAAAUUCAGAGUGAAAUCUGGAAAUCUGUGUUGAUACUCCAGCCUUCAUCAGGACAGCCUGUAGUGUUCCAACAGGUGCACUAACUCUGUGAACACAGCCAGAGGUUACUGCACUAACCUGGCACUAAGAUUAGGGUUAUGAUGGAGUGCUUGCUCAGAUGUGGUGUCAUUCUUUUUAUUUUUAUUGAUUAUAAAUUGACUUUUUGGUAGAACCUUUAAAGUAGUUUUUAUGCUUUAAAUAUCAUCUGGGGAUUUUUUUAACCAGCAUUUAAAAAAAAAAAAAGCCCAUAAUAAACAUUUUAAAUGCAUUAUUGUUGUCUGUAACAGCUCCAUCUGGCGCUAUUGUGGUAUAUCAUCUAUAUACUGUAUUGUACUUUAUUAUAGAGGUGUUUUUUAAACAAGUGUUGUUUACUCAUGAACUCUGCAAGGCUUUUUCAGUACAUUUCUAUGUAAUGGCUUAAUUAGAGGUUUGGGGUUUUUUUAUUAUUAUUAUUACUAUUAUUUUGCUCUGGGAGUCCUUGAGCCAACAGACCAAAAUGGGUUCUCUGGAGCUAUUCAGUCUAGUAGUAGAAUGACUUUAAUAGGAAGCAUAAUGAAAAUGUAAUUAAUUGUGCAAUAGGUAAAUGUAAAAGCAUGCUGUUCUUCUGUUUUAAACCAAAAAAAAAAAAAUUCACAAAGAAACUAGAUGCAAUUAGAACUUAGAUCAGUUAGACUGUUACAAACACUUCACUUGUUGAAGUAUUUGCAUAUAGCCAGAAACACCAAAAAAAAUACCAGAACUAAUAAACAAAAAAAGCUGUCUUAAAAAUCAUUUGUUUUCAGGAGACAUAUUCACAAUGGAUAUUAAUGUAGAGUGACUUCUUAUCCACAUUACACUUGUAUAUGUUUAUACAAAAACGUAUUAAUAGUCCCUUACCUGUAGAAUGGCAAGUGGUAAAAAUGUAUAAUUUCCCCCCCCCCAUGCUCUUUCUCACUUCUGUUUUGUAUUAACGAACACGUUGUGAAGAGAGAGAUGUUUUAAAACGUUUACCAAAGUACCUCAUUCUCUUUUCCACGUUUUAGUGGUGGAUUAACAAGGAGAUUCUGUAAGAGUGCUCUGAGAUUUUUUAAUGAAGUAUUGUAAAUGGGAAAGGAAAAAUUCCGCUUACAUCAGCCAAGCAAAAAUAGUGUUUUCCUUCUGUUGGCAAUGACAUGGAUUAUCAACUUUUUUUUGUUUAUCGUAUCAGAGCAAGACAUUAAAGAAAUUUCAGAGUUAUGCCAAGGGCUUGCUAAGCUUUGUGAACUGUGAAUCUAUCCCAGUGUGCAGUAACUGCAGGAUCUCUGCUACUUGGUAGUCAAACCUAUCUCGUAUUACCCUAAAUUGGCAUUCUGUGUUAAUAUUAAACCUUUUAUCUAUAACACUCAGUGUGGCAAAAUCUUUGAAAAAUUACAUUUAGUUGUUUCACCACUGAAAUACAACAUGAGGUAGGAUGUAUGCGUAGAGCAGUGGCUCGCAGCAUUACUUAAGUGUAGAAUGGGAAGUGCAUGACUGAAAUGAUCUGAGAAGCGUUGGUAGUAAUAUCUGAAUUGGAGUUUGGCCCACACAAUAGUACUUUUAAUUUCAUGAAUCACAGUAGUGGAAAUGUUCAGGUGAUAUAAUUGGUUCCUUCCUUGGGGAAUUUCUGCAAAAAACAGAAGCAGCAGGUUGAGAACACUUUAAAGCCAGUUGCAUGGGAAGGGACCAAACAGGCCAGAUAAUCACCACAUUGCUGGAGUUCUGUUACAUAUAACCCAGUUUUAAUGUUCCAGGUGCACCUGUCAAUAUUUGUUUAAAGGAAAGAACAGGAACAUGUGCUCUUUGCUUUUGAAAUGGAUGUCAUACAGCUUUAGAAAACAGUACAUCUACUGUACUAAGGAACAGUAACUCCUGUCUGUAGAUCAGUGACUCUUCUAUGCUUUCAAUUGACAGGUCCAUGAAAAUUUCCAAUAGAGGGUUAGAUCUCUUCAUAUACUUGUUGCUGUAAAGGAAAUAUGAAUUUGCAUUUCCUUGCCUUUACAGGCUAAGGAAAGACUCUUGUCUGAGGCCUUCCGGGUUGAAAUGCAUUAUUCCAGACAGAGGGAAGACAGCAUGUUUCUUGAGAACAGAAAGGAUUUGAGGAGGGUUUACUGAUUUCUGUAACCUUUGCAAUUUAAGAGCAUAUGCACAUUUUCUUAUUGAGAUACUUUUGUAUCUGGAUUUUAAAACAAAAAAAACCCCAAACAAACAAAGACAGUUUUAAGUCUAUAACUUGUUAACUAACCAAAGAAACAUAGCUAGUACAGAGCAUUGGGAAGUAGAGAAUAGUGUGCUUUGAGUUUGGCCUAAAAGCAAUCUGUAGGAGUCUAACUUUCCAAAAAUAAACCUGUCUUUCUGAACUAUUUUUCUGACUUUUAGACAAUGGAUUUAUUAGUUUAGUUGUAUAUUUAGGAGGCUAACCUAUACUUAGGAGAAUUUUAUUUAAAUAUUUAUAAAGUUAUAGCUAGGUAUUUAUUUGCAAUAACUUGAAUUAUGUGAUUUUUUUUUUAAGACUUGCAUAAUAGGAGUACUAGUAUUUAUUGAACACUUGGGUAUUUGGUAGUUUUAUUUGAGAAUCUCUGGGAUACAUGAUAAAUGGUCAAAUAACAAUAAACUUGGAACUAUUUUCAAAGCAAAAUAAAUCAGUUCAGUGGUGAAAAAUCUUGAGUCUAAUAAAGCAAGAUAAACUUUUCCUUAAACAUUGUAUUUCUGUGCCAUCCAUAAGUGCCCAAUAAUCUUUUUUCUCAAAGAAUUCUGAUAAUUUUAUAGUUCUAUUCAACUUCUUUGUUUUAGACAAACUAUAAGAAAACUUCCCUUUUUGUUUGCUUUAGUAAUGAGUAGAUUAACGUACUAGAUCCGGCUUAUGCAAGAUAACACCUUGGAUUUUUUACUGCAACUUCUUAGAAACUAUUGUUUUAUUUUUCCUCAAAAAAGCAAUCAUUUUGGUAGCAUAUAUUUGUGUUUCAGUUACUCAUACAGUCCUCUCUCAGAUUUUUAGAAGUAUGUAAUUGUUUUGUGUUCCUAACUUAUUUUUAUGGCUGUAAUUCAAAAGACUGUAAUGGAUUUUGUUAAAUUGUUUUAAAAUUGAUAAAUGAAAUAGUGCAUUUCUUCUGGUUUUCGUUGUCAGUAACUUUGAUAUUUUAAUAUAUUUCCUUAUUGGCUAUGCAUGUUCUGUUGUAUUUAAGCAAUCAUCAUUUCCCAAAUUUGAAGUUGUUGCUCAUUUUCCUCCUGGUGACUGUUUCUUGCUGGAUAUUGUGAAUGAGGAAGAUUAUUCAUUGUUUUCUUCUCUGAAAUCCAUUAUUUAUAAGAAUGAGAUAUUAAAAAACAUUAAGGGGUUUUUUGUGUAUUAGAAAGGUAAUGUUUAUCUAUGACAUGGUAUUAUACUAUGUAUGUGGUAGUGUAUAUCUACUAAGGAACAUCUAUGGUGUUCAGUUAUUAUAAGAAAGUCCAAGUGUUUUCUUGCCUUUGUUUUCAUUGUUCUUUUCAUUUUUAAUGCUGAUUAUUUUCCACAGGAAGUUACUAAAGAGUUCUGCUCUUUCCAGGUAAGCUCAUGAUAUGUUUUUAUAUAUCUAGAAUUAAGAUAUUUUUACUGGAAAAAAUGUAGGGGAAAGUGCAACAAAAUAAGUGGGAUUAAUUAGAUUAUAUCUUCUGCUCCGGUUAUUGUGAAUCCAAAUUUCUGUUCAGUUGAAUUUCCAACUUUUUCUAAUUAUUUCCCGCUAGCUGAAUUUAUAACUCUUUAAAGAAGCAAAAAAAAAAAAAACUGUCGAGGUGCCGUUCAAUGCUCAUUGUUGAAUGUCUGCAGCAUAUUUUCAUUCAAGAGUAGACAAGACAUUUUUAACUCUUGCCUUCAACCUUCCGUCAUUGUUCUGACUGUAAUUAGCCAUAUUAAUUUCAUUAGCAAUUUAUAGCUCAGUAAGAAUUGCUUAUAUGCUAAGCAUAUGUUUAUAUUUGCUGCCAUGAGUAACACUUUUUUAGAUUUUUAAAAGUUUGUCUUUAUUGUCAAUGUAUUUUAAAUUUCAUUUUAAAUAUAUGACCCCAAAUAGAAAUCAUAUAUUCAAAGAUUGUAGAAAAAUUUUUAAGGUAGUCUUAGGAUUUUUUUAUAUGUUGAUAAUUGUGUGUGAUUACACUGAAUACAGCUCUAAUAUAUGGUGUUUCCAGGCAGUUUGGAAACAGGUUAUUUUUUUUGUUAUAACACUACUGAACGAUGGAAUGCAUCUUACAUGACCUAAUACAGUCUUUUCUUAAUCCAUAUUGAGGUAAAAUACUGUAUUUUUUUUCUCCUGUAUGUGUAGGUAAUGUCACUGUAGUAAUAAACUGGCUAAAAUUAA